Molecule: messenger RNA, 1211 nt
Organism: Elaeis guineensis (African oil palm)
Lineage: Eukaryota; Viridiplantae; Streptophyta; Magnoliopsida; Arecales; Arecaceae
Product: homeobox-leucine zipper protein HOX12
Biological process (GO): positive regulation of DNA-templated transcription
Cellular component (GO): nucleus
Molecular function (GO): DNA-binding transcription factor activity, RNA polymerase II-specific; sequence-specific DNA binding
Source: RefSeq, a predicted model, not a curated record
GCUGAACAAAAUGGAAAUAAUCAUUCACUCUCCCAAGUUGUGCACACAGAGACGUCUCUCUAUAUUUGUCACAAUGGCACUACCGUGGUUUUCGUCACCCUUAGGGGCACCAGUGUCCUCUUGGUCCUAUAAAUAUUGCCUCGAGUCUUUCACCACACUCUAACACCUAAACGGCCCCUCUCUCUCUCUCCCUCACCCUCCCAUCCCCUGCAAGCUCCUCUCUUAAGGUUCCUUUCUUGGCCUGAGGGGACCAGUCUAGUACUGGUGACUGAGUGUGGAGAGAAGGCUACUGGUCUUGAAGCCUAAAAGAGAAUAGGAACGAAGGAAAGUUUGAAGCAUUCCUGCAGAGAAUAUGACAAAGGCCAUCCCAAGUCAAGUGGAAGAAGAGCUCGCCUCUCUCAUGAACUUUGGCAUGCACUCCCAAAGGACAGAAGGGGAGACAAGAACGCGUCGAAGGAGGAGGAAGCCAAAGGCGAAUGGUGCAGAGGGAGAGGCGAGGAAGAGGAGGCUCACUGAUGCUCAGGUGGAGUUCCUGGAGAUGAGCUUCGGAAAGGAGAGAAAACUGGAGUCAGGGAGGAAGGUGCACCUCGCCGGUGAGAUCGGCCUCGACCCGAAACAGGUCGCCGUUUGGUUUCAGAACCGAAGGGCAAGGCACAAGAACAAGCAGCUGGAGGAGGAGUAUCUCAAGCUCAAGUCGGCCCAUGAUGCCAUCGUCGUCGAGAAAUGCCACCUCGAGAACGAGGUUCUGAAACUGAAGGAGAAGCUUUCAAAGGCUGAGGAGUCCAUAAGGAAGCUCUCUGAAACAGUCAAUGGGGCUUGUGGCGGCGGCGGCGGCGGCAGUGGUGGUGGCGGUGAGAGUGGCGGCAGCCCAACGUCGUCCUUCUCGACCGUUACUUACCAUCCUCUGGUUGGAGAAUUUGGAGUGGAUGGAGAAGUUGAUUUCAUGUACAUACCAGAGUAUUAUUUUAGUAACUACAUGGAUUGGGGUAAUCCAUAUGGAAUAUUGUAAAAUACCAUGAUCAGUAUUGUCAUGAUUUAUGUGAUUAAUCUAUGUAAAUUAUGCUAAGUUCUAGUAGUUUCGCUAACAGAAUCCAUCUCCAGUCAUGGAGCUUGUAAUUAAUUAGCGAAAGUAAGUUCUAGUUUAAUGUAAUUGUUUGCUCCUAAUGUAUUAAUGGAACAAGAAUUAAAUGAAAAAUGUGUAUCGUUGUUUA